Ooceraea biroi (clonal raider ant) is the source of this 3750-nucleotide messenger RNA. RefSeq lists its product as uncharacterized. Gene Ontology annotation, cellular component: BRCA1-BARD1 complex; BRCA1-A complex. The record is from RefSeq and is a predicted model, not a curated record. Gene Ontology annotation, molecular function: ubiquitin-protein transferase activity; protein binding; beta-N-acetylhexosaminidase activity. Gene Ontology annotation, biological process: protein K6-linked ubiquitination; carbohydrate metabolic process. Lineage: Eukaryota; Metazoa; Arthropoda; Insecta; Hymenoptera; Formicidae.
GCGUAUGAUACGCUGCGUAUCGGCUCCGGCUCACUGAGCGGCAGAGCAGCGGCGAAGCGCGUCGGGCGGCUAUGCCGUGUGUCAUCGAUAAUGCAACCGGCGCGAUUUCUGACAGCUGACAGCGGUGUGAUGACGUGCCGAUGAUGCGAGGCGAUGCGCCGCUCUGACCAUCGCGCGAGCUGCAGGCCCGUAUUCGAGCAGAGAUGCAAGGCAUUUGCGAGAACAUUCGCACGGCGAUCGAACACGGACGUACCGACAUUAUCAGAUCGCUGUUGGACGCGUGUGACGAUAGUAAUGCGGCAGACGGCAUUACGAGAGAUAAGAUACUGAACCAACCGGUCUUGGAGGAAGGGACUUUCUUAUCGUACGCCUCGAAGACCAAUCAAGCGGACAUUGUGCGAACUCUCCUGAGUUGUGGCGCUGAUCCAGCGGUGCAGAACGCGAAUGGACACAAUGCCGUAGACGUUGCUUCAAGUGAUGCAAUACGACGUAUUUAUAUAGAGGAAUUGUUGAGGGCGACAGCUGCUUCGGAGGUAGAUAGAGUAGUACAGUUGCUGGACGCUGGGUUGGACGUGAACUCGUGGGAUUCGCAGGGCAGCAAGAACACGCCGUUACACUGGGCAGCGUGCUAUGGAAAUAAGGACAUUAUCACAUGUUUAAUUGAUAAGGGGGCUGACGUAAACGCCGAGAAUGGUUGUGGUGCGACGCCGCUGCACGACGCGGUGAAUCGUGGCGAUGUCGCUAUCUGCCAGGAACUGCUACAAGCCGGUGCGAAUCCUCUCGUACGAGCUACCAAGGGAACGUUCGCAGGAAAAACGCCGUACGACCUGUCCAGGAAGAAGCAAUCCCUGCAUUGUUUCCUUCAAAGAUUUGUAUCGAAUUUUAUACUAAACGAAAGCGAAACGACGCACAAUUCCACGACGUCGUUCAUGGAGGCAAACAGCUUUUGCCAGACUAUCGUGGGCACUAUGAGCCAACUCUCGGUUGAAUCUAGCAAGUCCUCGGAUCCGGUGUACGAUGUGCCUUCGCGCGAAGCAGGCAGGGAGAGCCCCGGUAGAUCGAUCGCUGACAAAGCGAGCGUCUACAGUUUGCUGUGGCCGCAGCCCAAGUCGGUGAUCGAACUGAAAAAUUUUGCAGCCCCGUUCAUCGCCGGAAAGGAGCUUUUUAUAUCGAUAAUACAGGCGAGCGAAUCUGUACAUAGAAUAUUAGACGUGUGGGAGAUCAGUAGAACUCAUCUGCUGGAGCUGGGCCACGAUGUGAAGAUCGGCGAGGUGCAGCCCAGCUCCGGCAAGCUGCUCAACGACAACACGAUAGAAUGCAUCGUGAACAGAGGGCUGUUCAACAUCGCGGACGGUUAUCAGCUGCACAUCACGCAGAACUCGAUCAAAGUGAGCGCCGGCAGCCUGGCGGGGCUGCAUUACGCGGUCUGCACGUUCGUGCAGAUUCUGCGACUGAGCAAGAACCAGAGCAGGUCGGAGGUGUGCGAGAUCGAGCCGGUCUUCAUAAAGGACGAGCCGAGAUUCGCGCACCGCGCGAUAUUGCUCGACAUCUCGCCCAGGGGACGCAUACCGACCUUGGAGUACCUGCUGCACACCAUCGACCUGUUGUCAUCGUUCAAGAUCUCGCACCUGCAUCUCUACUCGAGGCUCAUACCGAAUUGCGACUGGCAAUUCUGCUACACGAAAUCCGAGAUGGUGACUUUGGACAGAUAUUGCAGAGAUCGUCACCUGGACAUAGUUCCCGCGUUGGACGUCGACUCCAACGUCGGGCAGCAUCACCUGACGCAAAUGUGGCCUAUAUUUCAGGAAUUACUCGCCGUAUUCCCGAGUUUAAGUUACGUUCAUGUCGGUCCCCGACUGGCCAGCCUACUAGUGCAAGCUGACAACUUGGACCCGAACGUGUCCGCCAACGACACCAUCGAGACGGACAUGUCCGAGGUGUUCAAGCCGUACUCGUGCCUUCAAGAACUCUGGCAUCUCCUCAACCUGAACUCGAGCACGACUCUGCUGUUGUGCUCCAACGGUUUGCAUUCCAGAUCGGAGUUUCACAACGUUCCUACCAAUAUCAUACUCGUCGAGUACGGAUUUCAGGCCGAUUACGAUUUCUCCGAAUGGACGGAAGCGUUUAGAGUGGCGGGCGGUAACGUUCUACCGAGCUCCGGCACAGCCAGCUACAACAGCUUGGCAGGCUGCCCAGCAUCGACGUACGCCAACACGAGAAACGCGAUAAAAACCUCCCUGGAGCAGAACUCGAUCGGCAUCGUGGUCGCGCAGUGGUCGGGCAGCCAUCACCUCACGCCGCAUCCUUUCGCGUGGGUCGGCUACUUGGUGGCGGCUGGUUUAGCCUGGAACCCGAUGACCGAGCUAGACUUGAGCCCUGAUGAAAAUUACGACGUUCCUGAAUCGUCCGCGUCCGUUAGGGAAAAAUAUAUCACGAAAUUACUGGACAUCCAUGUGUUCCGAGAUUCGGAGUAUAAAAUUGGCAGUACGAUACUAGAGCUGGGACGUCUGGACACGCUGGUGUUGACGCUGAGCAAGAAUCAAUCGAUCAAGGACUUGCAACAAAUUCCGGACAACCGCGGAUCCACGCUGUACAGAUUAUUGACCGAUCCGGAUAACGUGAACCUGGAAUACCUAUCAGCUGAUUUAUUCGCCAAACUGACGAAGCAGAUAAAGCGGAUAUCGCAUUCCUUAUACGAGGCAAAUCUUGCGUCGAAAUUCGGGUCUAUGGAGAUACAGGAGCUGCAGCUGACCUCCGACCUGAUGCUCACGGCUUGUAAGAUCGGCAGGACGUUAAUCGGGGUCGGCGUGAAUCCAAACAGCAAUAUGGGCCUGGCGGUAAUCAAUCUGGGAGUGUGCAACCUGCCACCCACUUUCAGAACUGACAUAGCGAACAAGAUGCUGGCCCACAUCGAGCAGUACAAGGGCUCCUGGCUGCAGAGGCAUUUACCACAGGGCCUUCAGAGCUCGUUGUUAGUCUUGACCAGCGCGCUGCACAGAUUCGUGCCAGAAACUUAAUAUUCCCUUUUUUAUUUUAAGUAAACGAGACUACGUUCGUCUUGGCAUGGAACGUCUUAGAGAACGCGAAUGUCCAAACGGCUUCUCCACGGGGAGUCCCUUGGAUUUUUGUAUUUUAAAACGCUUUAUUUUGCAUUUGAAAAUUGUUAGUCGAUAAAAGUUCUAUGAAAGACUGCAACACGCGAAUACACGCGGCAGACCGCGGAACGCGUGUAACACGUAUGCAGGAUCCUAAGCUGAAUUCAAAUAGCAACUAUGUUGAGAGCAAUAUGUACUUGUACCUUUAUAUAACAUACUGAUUAUACUAUUGUAUAUUUGCUAUGCGAGAGACUGUUUCUCAAUACCUGCCAGAAGUAUUUGCGGGAGGAUGGGAUUGGCUCGAACGAGACUCGCGGCUCUGUUGAGGAAACGCAAUUUGAUUCAUGCAAUUAUAUAGAAAAAGAAUAUUUGUUUUAUCAAAUACAGAAACGUUUUAUUAAUUAUGUUCGCUGUCAUUAUUGAUUGUGUUAAUAAUCGCACGAGAACUACGGUGGUAGUGUAAUUAAUAGCGAAUGAGUUUUACAUAAAUAUCAAUUUAUUUUCCUAUGAACAUGUAUGUAAAUGCAGAUUUCGAAAUUCCUUUCGCGAAAAUAAGGUAAUAUAUAUUUUUUAUAAUACUAAUAAAUUUGAUACAAUUAUGGUAUAGUACUCAUAUAUAUGUAUAGUACUUGCAAUAAACAAUAUCGAUCUAUAA